Centruroides sculpturatus (bark scorpion) is the source of this 1534-nucleotide messenger RNA. RefSeq lists its product as uncharacterized. Lineage: Eukaryota; Metazoa; Arthropoda; Arachnida; Scorpiones; Buthidae. Bases 123 to 1175 code for a protein of 350 amino acids. The transcript has 2 exons. The record is from RefSeq and is a predicted model, not a curated record.
AAACAAGGAAACCUAACAAUAACUUUGUUUAUUGUUUCCCGCUGCUAUUGUCGGAAGCGUUUCUUCAUGCGAGAAAAUUUGAUUGUUUUCUUCAGAUUGCUCUGAGCUUUAAUUAAUAUAAAAUGUAUACGAUGUAUUUAAUGACAAUUAUCAUCAUUACGAUGACAAUAAUUUCUGUCGUUUGUUGUCAAGAGAUUAACGAGAAAUCUCAAAUUAUCCACAGUCACACGACAAUUUGGAAUCCCUAUCGAAAGAAGACUCUUCACCAUCAGAAUAAACACUUUCGAAAGACGGACUCCAGCCCACAACUUAAUAAUAGACUUUAUUUACGACAAGUAAAACAUUUCUUACGUAAUUCCAAAACUAGACAAGAGAACUUCAUAAAGACAGACAGAAGCAUACGGGAGGAAAUGAAAUAUUUUAAUGUUUAUCUUGCUUUGAUCUUUGUUUGCAGUCUUCUGACGGUCUUGAUAUGCGCAAUUCUCUUCUAUUUUAUUUUCUAUCGUAAAAGAAAUUCAAUUAGCAAAGAGAAUAGACGUGACAUAGAAGAGGAAACUGUACGUUUAUUGAGUCAAUACGAAGAAGAAAUUGGCAAUGAUAACAAUAUGCGAAAAUUCAAUACAUCUGCACACGACUCUUCCGAAAAUUCAGGCCAAAUCACACCAAUUACAAAUUUAAUAGAAAAUUCAAUAAUUGUGGAAGAUCCCGAAGUAACGAUUUCCAGCCAUUCAUGGACGGAAAAUCAAAACGCCGAUUCCAAUAAGAAUCAUGUUUCUCAGUCAACAGAAAACACCGAACGACUUAUAAAUGAUAUAGAAUCAAAAUUAAGAGAGAUGGAGAAUUUGUUGAAUCACUUAAAGAACCAAAUAAAAAUCACUUCAUCUAUCAAUCAGGAAAUGAAUGUAUCCGAUCAAUCUUUGCGUUCUGCACAUAAUGCUGAACAAGAUGAACACGGUGUGCAAGAUGAAAAUUUACGAGAUAGCUCUAAUUCAUUAACAUCAGAAAUAGUUAAUCUUCCAGGAGCUGACGAUUCUUGCAAGAAAAAUUUCCAAGAACAAAUCGCAAAUUAUUACAGUGAAGACGAAAGUCAUGCCAUGGAAAUCGCAUCUACAACAGAACUUUGUCGCAUUCUGAACCAAGUUGACGAAGAUAUUUCGUCCGAAUUCGAUUUCUAAGAAACACGGUCCAUCAGAAUCUUAUUGUAGAAGUAGUUCUAAAACCAGAAGAAAGGGAAUUUAAAUAAAAAUGUUUAAAUAUUCGACAUACCAAUCCUAGGAAAGUAAUAACGGCUCCAUUUACUGAAAAUAGCCCAACUUUGCUUCUGCACGAACUUCGCACAAAUACGAGACGUGUGAGGAAUUGUUUGCUGUAAUAUCGUUCUAAUCACACGAUAGUCACCUUGAAAACAAAUCAGGGCGACGUCAUACGAAGAAAUAAUAUAAAGAAAAGUCUGGUUUACGUUUGCAGAUACGUUGAGAGACUUUUAACUGAAUUGACAAUUUACCUUGAAUUCAUUCGCCAAAUUUUAUUAAUU